Molecule: messenger RNA, 1690 nt
Organism: Mollisia scopiformis
Lineage: Eukaryota; Fungi; Ascomycota; Leotiomycetes; Helotiales; Mollisiaceae
Product: PLP-dependent transferase
Exons: 8
Coding region: 195-1493 (432 amino acids)
Biological process (GO): biosynthetic process; amino acid metabolic process
Molecular function (GO): pyridoxal phosphate binding; transaminase activity
Source: RefSeq, a predicted model, not a curated record
CUUGUUGGCUGCAGAUUGCACACCAAACAGCAUUCAUUCAUGAAUAAUUCUGAUAUAAAUAGUAAAUGCCGCUCGAUUUUCUCUAGGAAGUAUUCUUUCUUUCUACAGCAGCUCUCACGACUACAAAACAUCAACUCAAGCAACAUUCCUGGCAUUCCAUUGUUUCGGAUCAAAGGCCUUCGAUUACUUUCAUUAUGCUCUCCACUCGCGGUCAGAAAUACAGAGAGAUCGGCUACCAGCAUGGCCUACUUGACGAAUACAACGAGGAAACAAAUCCGAACGGUAUUGUUGAUUUAUCCUCAGCCGAGAAUUUUCUGAUCCAUGGCGAGGUUAUUCAGUUCAUCAACUCUCAUAAACUCGAUGCAUCGUGUUGUGGCUACGGUGAAGGGUACACCGGCACUCUGCGGCUAAGAAAGGCAAUGGCUCUCCAUAUGAAUGAGUAUUGCAAUCCUUUUGAGCCGUUGACCGCAGAACAUAUCACAUUUGCCGCUGGUGUCACGGAUUUGAAUGAGGUUUGUGCUCUGCUCACCUGCGAUGCUGAUUGUGGCGAUGCUAUUUUGCUUGGGAAACCCAAUUAUGGCAGCUUUGCCAGGGACAUGGUAUCAAGAGGCCACAUAUCCCAAGUCUUCGCAGACUUCGGAGGCGCUGAUCAAUUCUCAUCGGAUUGCGUACCAUACUACUUGAAAGCGUAUGACGCUGCAAAGGAAGAGGGCAUCAACAUCAAAGCUCUUGUGAUAUGCAACCCACACAAUCCUUUAGGUCAAUGCUAUUCUCGAGAAGCUCUUAUCGAGCUCAUGAAAUUUUGCCAGUCGAAACAAAUCCAUUUAAUCAGCGACGAGAUUUAUGCAUUGAGCACUUACCAACGAACCGACCGACCAUCAGAGAAGUACGUUUCGGUCUUCGCUAUUGACAGUCGGCAGUUUGUGGAUCCAAAUCUCAUUCAUGUCCUUUACGGCUUGUCGAAAGAUUAUGGAGCGGCUGGUCUUCGUCUAGGCUGCCUGAUCACUCGCAAUGCCGAGUUUUCGGAUGCAGCUAGGUCGCUUUGUCGUUUUUCUUCUCCGUCUCAAAUUUCCAUGAGCCUGGCCGCAGCUCUCCUCGAAGAUCGCAUUUUCUUGAAGAGUUUGCUCGAAAGCUCUCAUUCUGCUCUGUAUAAGAGUAGAAAAGUUGCUGAAGUGGCUUUGGAACAAGUCGGUAUAAAAUAUCACCGAGAAGGAAACGCAGGAUUGUUCUUAUGGCUUGACUUGCGGCCGUAUCUGCCAACAACUGUAACCAACGGGGAUGAAUGGGCUGCAGAGAAGCUGCUUUGGAAUCGUUUCGAAAACAUCGGUGUGCAAGUGUCAUUAGGAAAGCGAUAUUUUGCACCUAAUCCAGGACACUUCAGAAUGGUAUUUAGUAACCAUGAAUCGGUAGUCCUGGAAGGGAUCAGAAGGAUCAAGACAGUAUGCAACCGAUCGAAAAAUAAGUCUGACUGGCCAUGUCAGAGCUUGAGCUGAGCUGGCAAAAAGCAUGUGGCCCAACGGGGCACUUCAACUGGAAAUGAAAGGGGGAGAGCGUCGAAAAAUUGCGGGACAGAAGCAAUUAUUAUUUGGUUGUUUGACGUAUGAUGAAUAUUUCCAUUAGAAAAGAUUAUAGAUGUUGAUGCUAUCUCCGUGAAGCAGGGGAGAAGCCCCCAGACAUUUUGAACUGUCAC